Messenger RNA from Penicillium taxi, 2085 nucleotides. RefSeq lists its product as uncharacterized. The transcript has a single exon. Lineage: Eukaryota; Fungi; Ascomycota; Eurotiomycetes; Eurotiales; Aspergillaceae. The coding region runs from base 1 to 2085 and encodes 694 amino acids. The record is from RefSeq and is a predicted model, not a curated record.
AUGGUUGGUCUGAAGAAACUUUUACUGGCAGAGCGCCACCCGUUGAGGCCUUCGUCGAGUCCAACUUACGAGUUGGAAUCAGAUGAGCCUUACCUUGCGAAGCGACAAUUUCAAGAGACUCUUUAUAACCGCCAAACGUACGACUAUCCACCACUGUCCAAACCUUCGACCGGAUACAGAGUCUCAGCGCAAUCAAUGGAUCUGACGAAUCAAUUUGAUCAAAUCGAGAAACAUUUCGAGGAUCUACAUCGACGUCUGGCCCGGCCACAAUCCUCCCAGUCACUUGUAUUUCCCACAACCCCGAAGACUCCAAAUGGGUUUGGUCGUCUCAGUCGCCCCAAAUCUAGACACAUCGAUCUUUUGGAAGCUGUCAAUACCUCGGAACGACUCCAAGAUGGAGACUCACAACCCGUCUCCCCGUCCCCUACCGGCACAUGUCUCUACAACGAAGAUGUCGCAGAACGCAAUAUGACAAGAUUCCUGCGCAUACAAUAUCGGAGCAGAGUUUCACGAAGACUGUCAUCCUUAUACCAGGAAGAUGUAGCUGAUAGAAAUAUCGCCCAAUAUGGCGGUGACUCUCGGUCAAACUCUUCACUUAGUUGCCGGUCACUACCUGCUAUUGCCGGUUGGGUGCGAGAUCCGAAAAAACGCAACAGUGUGAAAUCAAAUUGGUCCUCAGAAGAAAACUUGCGAAAUUCUUUGCCCAAAAAGACAUCAAAGACCCCUCAAACGAGAAGCCACCUACGUUUGCACAAGUCCGUACCAGCUUUACCAACGGAGGAAGUGGACGAGAAAGAUGAAGUGGCAGUAGUGCCUGAUAUCCAGAGCUUGGGUGUACCCCCAGCUUUCAAGUUGGGUCGUCGAUGGAGCAGCACGCCGUUGCCUGAUAGUCCCACAUUGCCACCAGUCGAUGAGGUUAAUGGCAAUGAAAAGAAGGACGCUAAAAGCAUACCAUCUCCGCGGCUUUCUGCUAAAGUACGAUCCUCAUCAUUGAAUACAAGUUCUGUUUCAAUAUCCGAUUUGAGGUCUUCUUCAAGAAAGAACGUCCGCGACCUUUCUAUCAACACACAACUGGCUGCCCAGGGCCCCAAGAUUGCUCAUCGUGCCAUCAGCCCCCCAACGCCCUCAAAAACACCCAAUGAUGAGUGUAAAGGAGUCACUCCCAGUAUCGCCGAGAUCAUGCACAGCCCAUUGCCUGAACCCAGCCCCAUGCAACCGUCACCUCGAUUCAAGGUCUCAGAAAUGAUGGAUCUCUUCAAUAAGGCGUACUUUUCUACCCAGGCCGUCAGCUCCCACCCCACAUAUGAGUCUCUGCAGGAUGCCAUUGUCCGUGAGAUCAACUCACAUGAAGCAUUUCGACAUGUGCCUACUCCCGAUCAGGGCCCACCCUUCACUCCCCCGUCUGCAACUACAAUUUCCGAGUCCAAAGUCUCGGAAGUGAGCCAAAGUCCUUCUCCCAUAUCCAAACUCAUCAAAAAGAGCUCAUUCAAAAUGCACAGGGUGAAUUCGGAAUCUCAUCAAAGUGUCUCUAUCGGCCUCCCUGCAAAGAGCUCAGGAAUUCUUCGUCGAGUCUCUCCUUCUGCUUCUCGGCGGCGGAGACACACUGAUGCUCCAGCUCCAUCUCCUGCUCUUUUUGCUGAUCUCCGUCAGUCAAAUGGCGAUAUGAACCCCAUUGUCGACGAUCAGAUGACCUAUUUGGAUGUUUUGGUGCGUGCCGGCCAAGAUAAAUUCCCUCCGAGCUCGAAUACUACCCGGAACCUUGAUGCGAACACUCCCUACACCCACUGUAUGCAGGCACACUCCACUCCGUCAAAGGACAGUCAAAAGAGCCUCUCGAUCGAUGGAAUGGAUGAUGACAUUCUCCACCUUCCUAGUCCAGGACCUCCCCCGCUACUUCAGAUUGAAGGUGUUGACGUGAACAACGUUCACUACGUGAUCGACUCCGAAGAUGCCGCAAGGCUCGUCAACUGGAAGCAUCGUGCAACCCACUCCAACCCUCCAGCACCCAUCUGUGACAGAAGCCUUUCUCCGCUUUCUCGCCCUGGGCUGCAAUUGCGGAAUUCACGAUCUGUCGAGACCUAUUAA